GACAUUCCAAGUGUACGUGAAAGCAUUGCCGUGAUGCAUGAUGGGAGCCGCAGCCAUGGCAACAUAUGGCAGCAGGAAAGAGACGGCACUUACUUUUUUAGCCCACAAAUAACUUCACGAAACGAACCUCCUCUGUUUAUCCUAACUUUCACAUUGUCUGCGUUCUUCGUCGUUUUAACGAACCAGGGCGGUUUUUGUCGGUGACUUGGCGAGGCACAGCACGUUUGGCCGUCGGCAUUAAAAGUAAAUGUUUAGUCGGCGGCCAUGUUUGUUAUGAAGCCUUCGAACGUGUUCAAAGUUGACGGCGUCGAUUAAAGUGACUCCCAGUCAUGUCCGGUGGGAAGCAGCCGGUGGACGGCCUGCUCCUCGGCGACCGCAGCCGUUCUUACGGUAGCCUGGUCCGGUGUAAUUUGUGCCCGGUUGGCAGCAGACUUGUAGAACAUCACAUCCAGCCCGGAGAAACCCUCCAAGGUCUAGCCCUGAAAUAUGGAGUAACUAUGGAACAAAUUCAAAGAGCCAACAGACUGUACACUAACGACUCCAUCUUCCUGAAGAAGUCUUUGUCCAUCCCUGUCCUCUCAGACGUGGAAGUUCACACUUCUGAUGAAGGUAAACCUUUGGGUGAGGAGGACACGCGAGAGGCGGCGGGACGGAAUUGUCCUAAAAACGGCCUUAUAGCGAGCCCCUCCGCCCGAGAGAAGAUGGCAGAGCUCACAACCAGGGAUUUUUUGACACAACUUGAUGGCUUCAUCAGCGAGUCCAAGCAGGCCGCAGUUAGAGGGUGGAAGGAUGCAGACAAAAGGGUUGCCGACCUGGAGGCAGUUUGUGUCAGCAGGGCCGGCCGGCGGCAGUCGCUUUCAGGACGGCGCCAUCAGUCAGUGCACGUGACGGUUCCGCUCACCACCACCAAGCUCACUAUGAAGCUGAGAGAACAAGAAGACGAGAUCUUUGAGUUGUGAACACUUCUUCCUCGCUAAACACUGCUGUCCUCGUUCUGCUGCAUAUGUGUGAAAGGCCCCGGAUGGUUUGAAGCACUUUCUUCUUUUUAAAUCUUUAUUUAUUAGCAGAGAUGGACACUGCGUUCCCAUUGCUAGUCAUGUGCUGACUAUCACCUGAUGGUCAUGAGACAUGCCUGAACUGUCACACACUCCUAACUUGCAAAACAAUAAUCAGCGCUGUUCCUAACUUAUUCACUUCAUUAGUUUGUUACACCACAAUAGAUUGAUUUAGUACUAAUAUAUGCAGUAUACAAAAGAUUGUGUUGUAUCACUGUAACUUUUGUAAAGUUUAUUAACUUAUGAAUUGCACUUUUUUACAUUUUGUCUUUCAUUUACAAUUCUUAUGUGGGACAAGAACAUGUUUUUUGUUAUGUAAUGCAUUCUAAAUCGUGAACAAACUAGCAAAAGUCAGCUAACAAUGGAGCUCAUGAGAUUAGUUCUGUUAUGUCAAUAAAGCGCUCUAAAGCCAUCCAAAAACCUCCGUUUUAAAAAACUUAAAACCAUUGAAGUUGGCACGUUGUGUAAAUCAUUAAUAAAAACAGAAUAUAAUUAUUUGCAAAUCUUUUUCAACCUAUAUUCAAUUGAAAAUACUGCAAAAACAAGAUAUUUAACGUUCGAACUGGAAAACUUUUAUUUUUUGCAAAUGUAAUCUAAUUUGGAAUUUGAUGCCUUCAAAAUGUUUCAAAAAAGCUGUAAUAAGUGGAAAAAAAGACUGAAAACGUUGAGGGAUGCUCAUCAAACACUUAUUUGGAACAUCCCACAGGUUCACAUGCUAAUUGGGAUCUGGUGGGUGCCAUUAUUGUGUAUGAAAGCAACUUCCAUGAAAUGCUCAGUCAUUCACAAACAAGGACGGGCCGAGGGUCCCCACUUUGUGAACAAAUGCGUGAGCAAAUUGUUUAAGAACAUUUGUCAACCAGCUAUUUCAGGGAAUUUAGCGAUUUCACCAUCCACGGUCUGUAAUAUCAACAAAAGGUUCAGAGAAUCUGGAGAAAUCACUGCUCAUAAGCAACUAGCCUGAAAACCAACAUUGAAUGCCCGUGACCUUUGAUCCCUCAGUCGGUAUUGCAUCAAAAACCAACAUCAGUGUGUAAAGGAUGUCACCACAUGGGCUCAGAAACACUUCAGAAAACCACUGUCAGUAAUUAGUUUGUCGCUACAUCCGUUUAUGCAAGUUAAAACUCUACUAUGCAAAGCGAAAGCCAUUUAUCAACAACACCCAGAAACGCCAGGGGCUUCGCUGGUGGGCCCGAGCUCAUCUAAGAAGGACUGAUGCAAAGUGGAAAAGUGUUCUGUGGGCUGAUGAGUCCACAUUUCAAAUGUUUUUUUGGAUACUUUGGACAUUGUGUGCUGUGGAACAAAGGCAAAAAAAAACAUCCGGACUGUUAUAGUGUGAGAGAGAGGUGGUGUAUUAGUGCCCAAGGCAUGGGUAACUCACACAUCUGUGAAGGCACCAUUGACGCUGAAAGGUACAUACAGGUUUUGGAGCAACAUAUGUUGCCAUCCAAUCAACGUUAUCAUGGACGCCCCUGCUUAUUUCAGCAAGACAGUGGCAAGCCACGUGUUACAACAGCGUGGCUUCACAGUAAAAGAGUGCGGGUACUUGACUGGCCUGUUUGUAGUCCAGACCUGUCUCCCUUUGAAAAUGUGUGGUGCAUAAUGAAGCCUAAAAUACCACAAAGGAGACCUCGGACUGUUGAACAACUUAAACUGUACAUCAAGCAAGAAUGGGAAAUAAUUCCACCUGAAAAGUUUUAAAAACUGGUCACCUCAGUUCCCAAACAUUUACUGAGUGUUGUUAAAAGGAAAGGCCAUGUAGCACUGUUGUAAAAAUGCCCUUGCGCCAACUUUUUUGCACUGCGUUGCUACCAUUAAAUUCUAAGUUAAUGAUUAUUUACAAAAAAAAAUGAGUUUCUCAGUUUGAACAUUAAAUAUCUUGUCUUUGCAGUCUAUUCAAUUGAAUAUAAGUUGAAAAGGAUUUGCAAAUCAUUGUAUACUGUUUUCAUUCACGAAUUGCACAACGUGCCAACUUCAAUGGUUUGGGGUUUUGUAUAUCAACGCUGUAAGUAUAUAUGUAAUGUUAUAAUAUGUACUUUCAUAAUAUAACAUGUUAUGUUUGCGCAUUUGGCUCUUUUUAAGCUAAUAUUUGCAAUUAAUUUAACAGAUGCAUCACAAAGUUCGCUUUCCCCUUCAACAGCAACACCACCACUUAUCAUAGCAGACUUCAUGGGAGACAACAAAAACGACUUUCUUUCUCGCCAUCUCCGGGUCCCAAGUUGGAUGUCAAAGUUGACCAACUUCUUCGUUUAUGUCCACAACCUUCUACUUUUCAGGUGAGAGGCAUGAUUUAUAAUCUAGAAUUAUCUUUUACCAACUCAGAGGUGAUGCAGCAUCUCACUAUGUCAAUAAAGCAGCUUAGAGUUAGACUUAGAAAAUCUUUAUUGUCCCCGAGGGGCAAUUUGGUUUGCAGCAGUAGUAAUAAAAAACAAGGUACAACAGUAAAAACAAAGUACAACAGUAAAAAAAAGGUACAUAUACAUAAAAUGCAUACAACAUACAAACCAUCAUGAAGGCGUUGAGCUAAAAACAUUUGUAAUACAAAUGUUUUUAGCAUAAACUGUCUAUCUGUGUUGGCCCUGUGAUGAGGUGGCGACUUGUCCAGGGUGUACCCCGCCUUCCGCCCGAUUCUAGCUGAUAGGCGGCAGGGACCCCAAAAGGGAAUAAGCGGUAGAAAAUGGAUGGAUGAUAGCUCUGUAAUCAAUGCGCAGGGGAAACUAAGUUUGUCUGCGUUAGCACUUUUUUUUUCUCCCCGAAUUAGAAUGCAUACAAAACAAACCCCUUGAGUUCUUGUCUUACAUAGGAAUUUGGAAUGAUCUGCCAAAAUCCAGAAAAAAAGUGCAUUUCCACUUUAAACCUGUUUUUCUUCAAACACAGUUGUACUAGCGUGUUUGUAACGUGAAAUAAACUAUUUAAUUACAUUUACCUAGGUACUUACAGAGUAGUUUUUUUGCAACAUAACUCAAAUGUUUUAAAAAUAUUUUAUAUAGCACCAUGUCAAAACAUUUGAGUGCCACUGUGAACAUAACCACACUUCUCACAUCCUUUGCUAAACUAUCAAUGUUAAAAAUGUGAUGUAACUGCAGUGUUGAAAUAAAUCAGCGUGUAUGUUAAGUUUUCCGAACUUUAAUUUAAGAGGCUAACAAAAAUGUGGCAUUUACCAUUUAGAAAUUUCAGGCACAUUAUGUAAAUCAGUGUUUCUUAACCAUUGUUGAACGGUGAGCGCCCCCUA
Messenger RNA from Nerophis ophidion (straightnose pipefish), 4284 nucleotides. RefSeq names its product LysM, putative peptidoglycan-binding, domain containing 1 (gene lysmd1). Lineage: Eukaryota; Metazoa; Chordata; Actinopteri; Syngnathiformes; Syngnathidae. Bases 330 to 959 code for a protein of 209 amino acids. The transcript is spliced from 3 exons. The record is from RefSeq and is a predicted model, not a curated record.